Molecule: messenger RNA, 1083 nt
Organism: Dracunculus medinensis (Guinea worm)
Lineage: Eukaryota; Metazoa; Nematoda; Chromadorea; Rhabditida; Dracunculidae
Source: the annotation of a GenBank genome assembly
UCAAUUACACGCUUUGCAAGAACAAAUCAAUUAUUUAAAGCGAAUUUCGCAAAAAGAAUUGAAAUUAGAAAAUUUGCUAAAGUGAAAUUUAGAAAUGAAGCAACCAGGAAAAGAAUUUUAGUAACAGGUGGUGCAGGCUUUGUUGGUUCGCAUCUUGUUGAUCGUUUAAUGUUAGAUGGUCAUGAAGUCGUAGCGCUAGAUAAUUAUUUCACUGGCAGAAAGCGAAAUAUUGAACAGUGGAUCGGCCAUCCGAAUUUCGAUAUUGUUCAUCAUGAUGUGGUUAACGAAUAUUUCAUUGAAGUUGACGAGAUUUAUCAUCUGGCCUCACCUGCUUCUCCUCCUCACUAUAUGUAUAAUCCAGUAAAAACGAUUAAAACAAAUACUAUUGGAACAAUUAAUAUGCUUGGCUUGGCGAGGCGUGUAAAGGCUCGUAUAUUGCUUGCUUCAACAUCAGAAGUUUAUGGUAGUCCACAAGUACAUCCUCAGCCAGAAACUUAUUGGGGUUAUGUUAAUUCUGUAGGUCCUCGCGCCUGUUACGAUGAAGCGAAGCGUGUUGCUGAGACACUUAUGGUUGCAUAUAAUAAGCAAGAAAAUGUUGAUAUCAGAAUAGCUAGAAUUUUCAACACUUUUGGUCCCAGGAUGCAUAUGAAUGAUGGUCGUGUUGUCAGUAAUUUUAUAUUGCAAGCACUUCAGCGAGAACCCAUUACUAUAUAUGGCGAUGGAAAUCAGACGAGAUCUUUCCAAUAUAUAGAUGACCUAGUUGAUGGAUUAAUUGCAUUAAUGGGUAGUAAUACUACACUUCCAGUCAAUUUGGGUAACCCAGAAGAAUUCAGAAUAUUUGAUCUUGCCAAUAUCAUUCGCAGUAUUGUUGGAAGCAAUUCGGAAAUUCAAUUUUUAUCUAAUGUAGAGGAUGAUCCGAAGCAAAGAAAGCCAAAUAUCACUCGUGCAGGCGAAAUGUUGAACUGGAAACCUAGAAUGUCCGUUCAUGAUGGCUUAGUCAAAACAAUCGCGUAUUUUAAAAGUGAACUGGAAAAUGAGAAAACGAGAAUGGAGCACGAAAGUCAAACUGAAAAGGAAAUUUAA